Molecule: messenger RNA, 3016 nt
Organism: Dama dama (fallow deer)
Lineage: Eukaryota; Metazoa; Chordata; Mammalia; Artiodactyla; Cervidae
Gene: ST6GALNAC3
Product: ST6 N-acetylgalactosaminide alpha-2,6-sialyltransferase 3
Exons: 5
Coding region: 109-1026 (305 amino acids)
Biological process (GO): ganglioside biosynthetic process; oligosaccharide metabolic process
Molecular function (GO): alpha-N-acetylgalactosaminide alpha-2,6-sialyltransferase activity
Source: RefSeq, a predicted model, not a curated record
UGUGGGCUGGAGCGGUCCUGCAGCGGUACCAGCCUCCAGCCUGUCGCCGGGACUGCCCCUGACCCAGGCGCGCCCGCUGCUCGGUGGCAGGAGGGCCGGCGGAGCGCCAUGGCCUGCAUCCUGAAGAGAAAGUCUGUGAUUGCAGUGAGCUUCAUAGCAGCAUUCCUGUUCCUGCUGGUGGUGCGCCUUGUAAAUGAAGUGAAUUUCCCAUUGCUACUAAACUGCUUUGGACAACCUGGUGCGAAAUGGAUACCAUUCUCCUAUACAUACAGGCGGCCCCUUCGAACUCACUAUGGAUACAUAAAUGUGAGGACGCAAGAGCCUUUGCAACUGGACUGUAAUCUUUGUGCCAUUGUGUCAAACUCAGGUCAGAUGGUCGGCCAGAAGGUAGGGAACGAGAUAGAUCAGUCAUCCUGCAUUUGGAGAAUGAACAAUGCACCCACCAAAGGCUAUGAAGAGGAUGUUGGCCGCAUGACAAUGAUUCGCGUUGUAUCCCAUACCAGCGUUCCUCUUUUGCUGAAAAACCCUGAUUAUUUUUUCAAGGAAGCAAACACUACUAUUUAUGUUAUUUGGGGCCCUUUCCGCAAUAUGAGGAAAGAUGGCAAUGGCAUUGUGUACAACAUGUUGAAAAAGACUGUUGACAUCUAUCCCAAUGCCCAAAUUUAUGUGACCACAGAGAAGCGCAUGAGUUACUGUGAUGGAGUGUUUAAGAAGGAAACUGGGAAAGACAGAGUCCAGUCUGGCUCUUACCUCAGCACGGGGUGGUUCACCUUCAUUCUGGCCAUGGAUGCCUGUUACGGCAUUCACGUCUACGGGAUGAUAAAUGACACCUACUGCAAGACAGAAGGGUAUAGAAAAGUCCCCUACCAUUACUAUGAACAAGGAAGAGAUGAAUGUGAUGAAUAUUUUCUUCAUGAACAUGCCCCAUAUGGGGGGCAUAGGUUUAUCACUGAAAAGAAAGUGUUUGCUAAAUGGGCCAAGAAACACAGGAUAAUAUUUACACACCCAAACUGGACAGUGUCUUGAUGUUGGCUUUUCUGACCUUGCCACACCACUUGACAUGAUCAUGAUGCUGAGAUUGUGAUGUUAAUGAUGCUAAUGCUGAUGAUGGUGAUGAUAAAGACAACAACGAUGAUCAAGUUUCUGUACAUUCUCAGAUAUGGAUGGUGAUUCUACCUGUAAUCUGAACUUGGGAUUUUGUGGAGGCUGGUUGUGCUCAUUAUGUUCUUUCUGAAGGUUCAACAUUACAUAUUGCACUUUAUAAUUUAACUGGAAUUGAAAUGAAGGCCAGUAAUAUGACAACAGUGACCUAAGAAAUUGGAAGAUUAUCCUUCAAGAUAGCUGCCCAGGAUUCUUGGAUGGUGAAUAACUUCCAAAAUCCCUGGGAUUUGACCUCAUGAGGCAAGGUUACUGACUCUGGUCUCUUGAGCCUGAGCAGCUCCACCAUCUUGAAGAAUGGUUGAUUGUCAAACACUGACCCAUGAAAUACUCUCUGGGUAAACUUGCCACAGUGACAGUUUGGCCUUGGGGCAGGGAAGAAACCUCUGUCUGACUUACCAUCUUCCUACAGUACCUCCAACAGAUAAAGCCUCAGGCCAUUUCCUUAUUAACGAGGAAGAUACCAUGGACACCCUACCCAUCAGGAUUACUUGACUAUCUCAAACACUUCAUUCAGAAUGGGCCAACUAGCUCCAUUCUUACUACCUGCCCCCCCAAAUAUAACUAAACAUAUUACUAGAAUGAUCUGUAUUAAUGUUUAGUUAUUUUUGGUCAAGUCCUAAAUAUUUCAGAAAGCUAUUUAACAUAUAAUAUACCAACACUGUAAUAACAUAUACUGUGAAAACAUUCUUAAAACAUAACCAAAAGGGUUUCCUAACUCUACUACAACAUCCAACAACGCAAAAUUUGAUGCUUUUGAAAAUCAUGAAACAGGGAAAGCAAAGCAUAUUUUUACAUCAAUUUGUAUCCUACCAUACUUCAUAAUAUAUAUUUGUAUAUUCAAAUUUCUAUUUUAUAGGCCCAAGAUGUGUCUCUCCACACAUUGCAUUAUCAUUGCCAAGUGCCAACUGUUAGACAUGGAGAGGAAAUGAUUUCUUGUAUUUAAUUUGACUGGAGCUUUUGCCUUCUUGGGGGUUUAUUUUCUCCAGAGUGUAUCAAUUGCUAUACCACAAUAACACAAUAAUAAUGACCUUGAUGUCCAAAGUGUCUUGUCAUGUAGAGUCUUUCACAUAUGCUGUCUCAUGUCACACCCGUGACCACCCCACUGGGCUAUUGCCUACACAUUCUGACAUAUUAGCAGAUGAUCUAUAAUUUGUUAAUUGCUCUAAUAUAUUCCAGAUUGCUCCCCUUGCUAAUAUUUGUAUAGAAUAGCAUUUGUGUAGACUAGCAACCAAUUGAUUUCAGUGCCAAAUAAAUGUAUUAUAUCAAGAUUAUGCAGAAAGUAUCCCAAGGAUGGGUCUUGGCCAUAGACUAAGACCCCUGUGAACAAAGGGGACUUUUGAUUUUUUUCCCAUGACUCCAUUUAGGUGGGGAAAAGAUGAGGUAAAGGGACAACAGGAAGGAAUAGAAGCAGAGAAAUAUAGUUUCUUGUCUCCAUCUUAAGAUUACUUUGUUCUCCAGACACUCAUUGCUUGUCAAAUAUUAGAGGGUUAAAUUACUGAGAGAGGAGCUCAGAGACCAAAGACAUCCUUACCAGUAUUCAGAGGACAAAGCUGGGCUCAAUUCACAGCCUGUUUCAGAGGCUGGAAGUGAUGAUACUUUUCACCUCAGGAGCUCUCUGUAGGUCUCUACCAGUGCUAAGUCCCACCAUUAGCUAUCCUUAAAAAUGGGUCCUCUUGUGCAAAAUCCUCUUUUCUGUUCUCUUCUGCCAUUUCAAUACCUCAGUCCUCACAUCCAUAAAAAUGACCAAGUGCCACUUUCAUUGUUGAAAUUGUUAUUGUUGUUUUUCUUUUGCUGUUUCCUCAUGUGACUUUCAGUUGUAUAUAUGUUAGUUUUUGCAAGCUAAUGAUGGAUAGAA